Trichosurus vulpecula (common brushtail) is the source of this 4849-nucleotide messenger RNA. It is a transcript of the gene C9H7orf25, whose product is annotated as chromosome 9 C7orf25 homolog. The record is from RefSeq and is a predicted model, not a curated record. The transcript is spliced from 3 exons. Bases 237 to 1502 code for a protein of 421 amino acids. Lineage: Eukaryota; Metazoa; Chordata; Mammalia; Diprotodontia; Phalangeridae.
UCCGGGAGGCGGGGCGGGGCCGGAGGAGCAGGGCGGAGCGCGUCACGCUAGGGGCCGUGGUAGUGGACGGAGAGCCUGGAACGGGCCGGGUGGGCGCAGGACGGAGCGCGGGUCCCCGCCGCCGGCUGCAAGGAUUCCAGCGUGGAGCUGUUUGGCCGAUCCUGCUCCUCCGUUCGAAGCCAAGCCCCUUGAAAGGAGGCCUCGAUUUGCUCUGGCGUACGAAUGAUGCUGCCAGCAUGUCCGUGCACUCCAUGCUUUGUGAGCGCAUCGCCAUCGCCAAGGAGCUGAUCAAGAGAGCCGAGGCCCUUUCGAGAUCGAGGAAAGGAGGCGUCGAGGGGGGAGCCAAGCUGUGCAGCAAGCUGAAGGCUGAGUUAAAGUUCCUGCACCGGGUGGAGGCCGGGAAGGUGGCCAUUAAGGAAUCCCACCUGCAGAGCACCAACCUCACUCACCUCCGUGCCAUCGUCGAGUCCGCCGAGAACUUGGACGAGGUGGUCGGCGUCCUCCAUGUCUUUGGCUACAUAGACCGCUCGGGAGAAAAGCAGAGCCUCGUGGUGGAUGUGGUGGCCAACGGUGGCCACACGUGGGUCAAGGCCAUCGGCCGGAAGGCCGAGGCCCUUCACAACAUCUGGCUGGGCCGGGGCCAGUACGGCGACAAGAGCGUCAUCGAGCAAGCCGAGGACUUCCUGCAGGCGAGCUCCCAGCAGCCUGUGCAGUAUAGCAGCCCCCGCAUCAUCUUUGCUUUCUAUAACGGCGUGUCCAGCCCUGUGGCCGAGAAGCUGAAGGAGAUGGGCAUCUCCGUCCGAGGGGACAUUGUGGCUGUGAACGCCCCACUCGAGCCGCCCGAGCAGCUCCCGCUCGGCGACAGCGAGUCUGACGAGGAGGCCCCGGGCCCCUUACAGGUGACCCACGUGGACAGAGAGAACAUCGUGGCCAGCGUGGCCUUUCCCACAGAGGUCAAGGUCGACGUGUGCAGUCGGGUGAACUUGGACAUCACGACUCUGAUCACGUACGUUUCUGCACUGAGUUAUGGCGGCUGCCACUUUGUCUUCCGAGAGAAGGUGCUGACCGAACAGGCCGUCCAGGAGCGCAAGGAGCGCGUCCUGCCCCAGCUGGAGGCCUUUAUGGCCAACAAGGAGCUGUUUGCUUGCGAGUCAGCCGUCAGGGACUUCCAGGCCAUUCUGGACACCUUGGGAGGGCCUGGAGAGAGGGAGCGGGCUUCCCGGCUGAUCGGGCGGAUCAGUGUGGUGCCGGACCAGCCCUCUGAGCGUGCCUUAAGACUGGUGACGAGUUCCAAAAUCAACAGCCGCUCCCUAACCAUUUUUGGAACAGGAGACACUUUAAAAGCCAUCACAAUGACGGCCAACAGUGGCUUUGUGAGGGCUGCCACCAACCAAGGUGUGAAAUUCAGUGUGUUUAUCCACCAGCCCCGGGCACUCACUGAGAGCAAAGAGGCCUUCGCCACCCCCUUACCAAAGAGCUGCCCUGCCAGCACUGAUCUGUGAUGGCGGCAGGGCCUUCUGCUACCAAAGAGCUCAGGCCUGCAGAGCCAGUCCUUAGAGGGAGGCGCAGCCCUUCCACCGGCACAUCUCUGUUCAGUCUUCUCUUGUCAAAGUACAGAUGCACACGACAGGAGAGACGCAGUAGCCACAGAUGUCCCUUAUCUGACAUCCACCUGCAGAAACUCGGCUGAGAAAUCUGCUUCCGUGUGUCCUGGGGUCACCACCUUUCCAUGUGAAGGGCUGCCACUGUGUUUCCAUUGAGAAUAGCAUUUCGGGGUAGCCUGUCUACACAACGUCCUACAUUAAAUACCCACUUAAAGAUGCCUAUAGCUUGGCUUUUGUUUUGGUUUCUUUGGUUGUUAUUCCCCUGCCUCAUUCCUUCACAUGGGGUGGGGACUGGGAGGGGAGGUAGCCAAAGAAGCCUGUAAAUCAGCCAUACACAUAGGGGUUCCUUAGACCACUGCUGGUCAAUCAAAGGACCCUGGGCAUAGGGUUCGCUGAGUCUCCUGUGGGAAGAAUGAAACCUGCCAGCCUUCAGCUUCCGAACGCUUCUUUUUACUGGUAACCUUAAAUGCCUCCUUUGUCCAGAGUGGUCAAGCUUUAGACAAGCAUUGGGAAGCCCACCUCAGAGAUUUGGGAGAAGGGGGAGGAGAAGGGUGCUUGGCAUCCUGGGAUGCCCCUCUCAUGGAAGAAGGCAGGUGGGAAGGCCAUGCCCCUCACCGUGGCAGGUGAAGGAAAGAGUGAGCCUCCUUCAGCACCUGAUCCUGGACACAAGUUUUGUCAUGGCCGUUAGGUUUCUAGACUGAAUGCAGGAAACUGGGGGACACAAGAUGGAACUGAAAUACCGUAGGUGUAGGCACACUGCCCACCCAGGCGGUCACUGGCUUGGCUCGGACUUGAAGGCAGCCUGAGAUACUGGAAAGGGAGGGGCCCCACCCUGUCUGCGUAAAGGUGGGGAGACAUUCAGCCUCGGCCCGCUGACCACCGGCUGGCGUGCCAAUCUCCCUGCAUCCCAACUGCCUCGCCAACAUCUCAGGCCUUUCUGUAGCAACUCGGGAGUGAGCACCUCCCAGAGGUGGAAAGGAGGACAUCUGUCAGGAUGACUUCCAGGGUCCCAAUUCAGGCUGUGAUCCCAUGUUCAGGGCUCCAUAGGUUUGGGGCUCUGGCGCUUCAGAACUGGCUCCUUUUCUGUAGGAGGGUGGGAUCUGCAUACCAGAUUGGCCUCUCCCACGAGCCGAUGGGAAGCGUGGGGCUUGAGGCCUCACUGAUGGUUCUCACCAGGUUGCCGUCCCGUCCGACCUGCUUUUGCAAGCAAGCUGCGUACACAGCACAUUGAUUGUACCUCGAUGAAGAGUUCAUUGGAAACGCUUGCACCGAUGCACUGUACUCAAUUUACUGGUCUUCUGCUUUAGGAGAUCGCUUUGCGCUUUAAUUCCUAACACAUCUGAAUUUCCAAUAGCGAAGUAAAUACAUUUAUAAGUUAAAUUGCUCAGGGAACAAGCCCAAGACAGUUAGGAGAAGUGAUGGGGGAGAAGUCUCAGGGUCUGCCAGUCGUGGCCUUGAAUUUGUUGCAUUGCAGGCGUGGUACAAAGUGGUUUUCUGUUACCUGACAUGGCCACAGAGGAUGGGAAGCUGGAAGACCCAUGUUGAGGCGCCUCCCGGCUGCGUGACCGUGGGCAAGCCACCACCUCCAUCUCAGUGUCAUCCCCUGUCAAAAAGGGAUAAUAGUAGGGCCUACAACUCACAGGGUUGUGAGAACCGAAGGAGAUGUUUGUACAGCCCUUGGCCCAGGACUUAGUGCAUAGUAGGUGCUGAAUCCCUUCCCCCCUCUAUUUACAAAUUGGCAAUCCUCAUAGCUUCAGUGCUAUGAAUAUCUUUCUUCACGUUAGCUCAGGCCUCUUUAUUCCGUGACUGUAUAGCAGCAGUGCACAGUCAGAAGUUGUCUUACCACAUGGGCCUCAAGAUACAUUUUUACCACGAUCCCGGUCUAUUUGUUCCUUUAACAGAGCGUUUGCGAGCUUGUUUUCUGUUUACUUCCUGUUUACAUUUUCUAAAUUAAAUCUUAAUUUUUUCCAGUGAUCAAGUAUUCCUUUUUUCCUCCCUCCACCCUGAAGAAAACAACCCUUGUAACAAAUGAGCAUAGUCAAGAAAAAUAAGUUCUCAUUGUGCAUGUCCAGAAAUGUGUGCCUUGCUCGGCAUCUGCUUCAUGUUUUUGGAAGAAGUCUGUGUCUGGCCCUGUGGGAUGCCCUGCAAGUCCCUGAAAUGAGGAGAUGGCAGCAUUCGAUGGGGGAGAGGCCGGGAGUCUGGGUUGGCUGGGCCUGGCUUCCAGACGUCACUCCACCCUCCUGGACAGUGAGGAUUCACCAGAAAGCCUCCCUUCGUGUGCCCGGUGUCUGAGUUGUCAGGGCCUUGUGGCAGAGCACUUUACACCCCUUCCGUCGUGCACUAGAACAGGCAGAAUCGUUCUGUGGCAUGAUCUCAAGAUUUACCUCGCUCGUGUAUGUGUAGGCCGGAUUUCUGUUUGAUUUUACUCCUUGAAUUUGACUGGAAUUUUCCAUAAAAGGUUUGUCUGGAUUUGUCAAAAUGACUCCAAAUUCCCUCUGGUUCCUAUCUUGAUGUGUGUAGAUUGUAUCUUGCCUACAGAAUGCUUUCCAAGUGUCAGCCAGUGUAACCAGAAUGGCCUUUGUUUUCUUUGGGUGACUCAGUUUACCUCAUUGAGCCUUGCUGGGGCUACCGCUUCUCUUCCGGGACAGGAAGCCCAGACACCAUGCCAGGAAUCAGAGAACUUCCUGUGUGAUGAGUCAUGGGGCUGGCUGAGGGGAGGUGUUGACUCCAGAGCCAUGCCCUGUUGGGUGUUAACCUAGUCUACGCUAGGGGGAGGGGCCAGCUUAAGAACCAAUCGGCCCUGGUCAUUCAGGCGGUGCUUGAUGAUGUCAAGAACUCUAUAAGAGGGGAGAGGACAGCUUGAAGAGCUCUCUUUCCUUUUCCUGUUGGCACGGGAGCAGUGGGGAGCGUGACUCUGGGCCAGCCCUUGCUCUUGGGCUGGGCCCAGAUGUUGGUAACUAUGAAUUGUAUUGGGUCUGUCUGUUGAUAUUUGUAAUUUGUUUGUAUUUUGGUUUUGAGGUUUGGGGUGCUGGUUCGUUUCCCCUGAACUAAAUGAAUGUUCUGAACCUCAGGGUGCUGGCUUUUUCCCCUGAAGUAAGUGAAUGAACCUGUAUUUGGUCUAUCUCUUGAUGCUUAUCUCUUUGCUCCCCUGAACUAACUGAAUGCUGGCAUUUUCCCCUGAACUAAAUGAAUGUUGUCUGUAUGCUAACUGAAUGCAGGAUUAAAGUAAGCUGGUCAACCCGUUC